AUGAAACGUAUUAAAUCGAUUUUCAAUCACAAAAAAUCAAAUAAAAAUGAACAAACUCUCAGAGAAGAUUUUGCACGAAACAACUUUAGUGGAACAUCAAAACUUGAUUUAUCCAAUAUCGAAAAAGAAGAUUCAGUUGAUUUUCGUCAUCGAUCAUGUUCAUUAGAUGAAAAUCAUUUGAAUUUCCAAGAAGAUUCUCAAUGGCAAUGUCAAUUGUGUGACACAAUUAAUUCAACUGAAAAUCAAUUAUGUUCCAAUUGUCAAACAAAUAAAUUUCAUGUUUAUAUUCCAAUGAAUCAUCGUGAUAAACCAAAUCAUUAUCGUCGAAGUGUUCUCAUCGCACAAAAACGCCAAUUUGAUGAACAUUUCGUUUUAAAACAUGUUGAAAAACUUUAUCAAAAUUUAUUAUUAACACAUCGACGAUUUCAUGAUCAAUCAUUUCCUGCUUCAUCUCAAUCGAUUUAUAUCAAUGGUUGUUCAUUUUCGAAAUCAACUUUAGCUGUUUUACCUGAACAUCAAACAAAUUUAUCUUUAAAUCGUCACAUUCAAUGGUUAAGACCUAAUCAAAUUAAUCCAUCGGAAUGGAAUCAAAAUUCCACUUCUCAAUGGACAGUUUUUCGAAAUCCAAAACCAAAUGAUGUUGUACAAGGUGCAUUAGGUGAUUGUUGGUUUAUUACUGCAUUAAGUGUUCUUGCUGAAGAAGCGGAAUAUUUAAUGAAAGUUUUGAUUACAAAAGAAUAUAAUCCACAAGGAUUUUAUUAUGUUCGAUUGUGCAAAGAUGGUGAAUGGACACAAGUGAUUGUUGAUGAUCGUUUUCCUUGUACAUCAAGUCAACGUUUAGCAUAUUCUCAAGCACAUCGAAAACAACUUUGGGUUCCAUUGAUUGAAAAAGCUCUGGCGAAAUUAAAUGGAAGUUAUGAAGCAAUUAUAGCUGGUCGUUGUUGUGAAGGUUUAGCUACAGUGACGGGAAGUCCUUGCGAAACAUUGAUACUUGGUCGAACGAAUAAUCCAGAUGAUAAGAAUGUUGAUCUCGAUCAACUUUGGAUGAAAUUGUACAAUGCACGGUUAAAUAAAUUUCUCAUGUGUGCAAUGUGUAGUAAUAAUCAAUUAUCGAAAGAGGAAUUUCAGAAAGCGGGUUUGUUGAAUGUCCAUGCUUAUUCGUUGCAAGAUGUUAAACAGUCAAAUGAUGGAAAACAUCGAUUAGUGAAAUUAAGAAAUCCAUGGGGCGGAACUUAUCGAUGGAAUGGUGAUUGGUCAGAUGAUUCUCCUCUCUGGUUGGAAAAUGCUGAUUUACGAAAAGAAUUAUUGAAAGAAAAGCGAAGUAAACGUGAUGGAGUGUUUUGGAUGCCAUUUACUUCAUUUGUGAAAUAUUUCGAAUGUGUGGAUAUUUGUAAAAUAAGACCCGAUUGGUAUGAAGUACGAGAUUCGGCGAAUUUCUAUCCCGAACAGGGAAUGAUGCAAUGUUAUUAUUUAACAAUUAAAUCUCGGACUGAACUUGAUAUAACACUUCAUAGAAAAAUAAGUAAAAAUCUUCGAAUACAACGAAGUGAAGUUAGUCUUUGUGUGGCAAUUGUGAGUAUUGAAGAAAGAACUGCUGGAAAUUAUCGAAUUUAUUCGAUACCAAUUCUUAGUCAACGUGGUCAACAUAAAUUUGUGUCAACAGAUGGUUUUCUUCAACCGGGAACUUAUCUUAUUUUACCUUUUCUAUUCAAUCCAAUCAAUAAACAAAUGGAUAAUACAGAAUUCAAUAUUGCUGUACAUAGUUCGUGCUCAAUCGAUCUGGAACGAAUUCGAAUUUCUUUGAGAAUUCAACGAGAAUUUCUAAUCAAACUUUGUAUACUUUAUGGUGAACAAGUUCAAACGCGGAAUUCAAUGGACGAUGGAGUGAAAAUUUAUGAAUUAAAGAAAUUUUGGGAUGGAUUAAUCUUACUUGUUGAAAAUCGAAAUCUGAAUAAAAAUGUUCAUUUUCAUUUUCGUUGCACUUUAUCGCAAAAUGCAUUUAUUUCCAGGAAGGAUUCAAAUCAUCAAUUAUUUGACGUUAUUCCAUCAAUGCAUCGGCAAAUUAUUGUUACUAUCGCAAGAAAAAACGCUUCCCAUUCAUUUACUAUUGGACAUGAUUUUCAAUAUAUUCUUUCGUCACAAGAUUUUAUUAAAAAUUCACAUAUCAAUAAACAAAAACAUUGGCCCAAUAUUGAUGAAUCAAUUCUUAAUGUAACUUUGCCUAUUCAUAUUCUGUAUUCUCUACGAUGUGUCAAGGAAAGAAGAGAUAGGUCCACAAAGUAUCGAAAUAUGAACCGUGGCGGUCGUUUCGUAGAUCUUGAUUUAGAGAAUGAAUCUACAAAUUCAAAUUCGUGGGAAAGCGCAUUAAAAGCGGCGACGGAAAAUCUUCGAUGCUUUAUCAGUCUCAGGUCAACAAAUCCCGAAAUCCAUGUUUCGGAUCCGAGUAUAGGAUUGUUCGACCUGGGGUCACAAUCAUCCGAAGCACAACGAAAAAUCCUUUUAGAACGAGAACAUCGAACAAAAUUACAAAAGGAAGUAAAUGAGUUCAAAGAACUAAACGGAAAAUUAUUGCGAUCGAAUAGGCAAUCACGAUCUGAACUCAAUGAAUUACGAAAUGCUAAUGUACAAGGUGUUAUAUCCAAUACAAAGAAAGACCAUUACAAAUGA
Molecule: messenger RNA, 2667 nt
Organism: Adineta ricciae
Lineage: Eukaryota; Metazoa; Rotifera; Eurotatoria; Adinetida; Adinetidae
Source: the annotation of a GenBank genome assembly